AGGCGUCGGAGGUGGUUGGGGUUGGGUGGGAGGAGAUCCGCUCUCACACACGAGGAGGGUUGAGCUACCCUCGCCGUCGUCGCGAUUGCGGAGAGGAGCCUGGAGCUGCCGCCGCGACGACGCCGGGGAUUGUGUCGCUAGCCCCUGGCCCUUCUGCCUCGCCGCUUCCCGGGGUCAGUGCGGCCUGCUCCUUCCCGGCCGGUCGCCCCCGCCUCCAUUUCCCGCCCUCUCUUCACCACACACACGGCCCCCCCGAUCAUGGAUCCGGGCAGUGGUGGCGGCGGCAGCGGCGGCGGGAGCAGCAGCGGCAGCAGCAGCAGCGACUCGGCGCCCGACUGCUGGGACCAGGCGGACAUGGAAGCCCCUGGGCCGGGGCCGUGCGGCGGCGCCGGCAGCGGCGGCGGCCCUUUGGCGGCGGCGGCGGCCGAGGCCCAGCGUGAACACCUCAGUGCGGCCUUCAGCCGGCAACUCAACGUCAACGCUAAACCCUUCGUGCCCAACGUCCACGCCGCUGAGUUCGUGCCGUCCUUCCUGCGGGGCCCGGCCCAGCCGCCGCCACCCCCAGCUGGCGCCGCCGCCAACAACCACGGAGCCGGCAACGGCGCGGGAGGCCCUUCGGCACCUGUGGAACCUUCUCAAGAGGAACAGUCAUUGUUGUGUGAAGGUUCAAAUUCAGCUGUUAGCAUGGAACUUUCAGAACCUGUUGUAGAAAAUGGAGAGACAGAAAUGUCCCCAGAAGAAUCAUGGGAGCACAAAGAAGAAAUAAGUGAAGCAGAGUCAGGGGGUGGUUCCUUGGGAGAUGGAAGGCCUCCAGAAGAAAAUGCCCAAGAAAUGAUGGAGGAGGAAGAGGAAAUACCCAAACCUAAAUCUGUGGUUGCACCGCCAGGUGCUCCUAAAAAAGAACAUGUAAAUGUAGUAUUCAUUGGGCAUGUAGAUGCUGGCAAGUCAACCAUCGGAGGGCAGAUCAUGUAUUUGACUGGAAUGGUUGACAAAAGGACACUUGAGAAAUAUGAAAGAGAAGCUAAAGAAAAGAACAGAGAAACUUGGUACUUGUCAUGGGCCUUAGAUACAAAUCAGGAAGAACGAGACAAGGGUAAAACAGUAGAAGUGGGUCGUGCCUACUUCGAAACAGAAAAAAAGCAUUUCACAAUUCUAGAUGCCCCUGGCCACAAGAGUUUUGUCCCAAAUAUGAUUGGUGGUGCGUCUCAAGCUGAUCUGGCUGUACUGGUAAUCUCUGCAAGGAAAGGAGAGUUUGAAACUGGAUUUGAAAAAGGAGGACAGACAAGAGAACAUGCAAUGUUGGCAAAGACUGCAGGUGUCAAACACUUAAUUGUGCUUAUUAAUAAGAUGGAUGACCCAACAGUGAAUUGGAGCAACGAGAGAUACGAAGAAUGUAAAGAGAAACUAGUGCCAUUUUUGAAAAAAGUUGGCUUCAAUCCCAAAAAGGACAUCCACUUUAUGCCCUGCUCGGGACUGACUGGAGCGAAUCUUAAAGAGCAGUCAGAUUUCUGUCCUUGGUACAUUGGAUUACCAUUUAUUCCAUAUCUGGAUAAUUUGCCAAACUUCAAUAGAUCAGUUGAUGGACCAAUCAGGCUGCCGAUUGUGGAUAAGUACAAGGAUAUGGGCACGGUGGUCCUGGGAAAGCUGGAAUCGGGGUCUAUUUGUAAAGGCCAGCAGCUUGUGAUGAUGCCAAACAAGCACAACGUGGAAGUUCUUGGAAUCCUUUCUGAUGAUGUAGAAACUGAUUCUGUAGCCCCAGGUGAAAACCUCAAGAUCAGACUGAAAGGAAUUGAAGAAGAGGAGAUUCUUCCAGGAUUCAUACUUUGCGAUCCUAAUAAUCUUUGUCAUUCUGGACGCACAUUUGAUGCCCAGAUAGUGAUUAUAGAGCACAAAUCCAUCAUCUGCCCAGGUUAUAAUGCAGUGCUGCAUAUUCAUACCUGCAUUGAGGAAGUCGAAAUAACAGCCUUAAUUUGCUUGGUAGACAAGAAAUCAGGAGAAAAAAGUAAGACUCGACCCCGUUUUGUGAAACAAGAUCAAGUAUGCAUUGCUCGCUUAAGGACAGCAGGAACCAUCUGCCUUGAGACCUUUAAAGACUUCCCUCAGAUGGGUCGAUUUACCUUAAGAGAUGAGGGUAAGACCAUUGCAAUUGGAAAAGUUCUGAAAUUGGUUCCAGAGAAAGACUAAGCAUUUUCUUGAUGACCCUGCACAAUACUGUGAGGAAAAUUGACUACAAAAGCCUACUUCACACCGCCUUCUCUUAUUUUCUGCCCAUUGACAAACCUCUCCCCAUAUUUUGCAAAGACAACAUUCACAGCAAAAGUCCACAUGUCGUCAGCUUUCUCAUAUUGAGAGCUCUGCUAUGCCACUAUUGAAUUUUUCCCACGAUUUUUUUCUUCCCCUCUCAAACUGCUUCCUUGGACAGACUUGGCAAUAGCUUUGUAAGUGAUGUGGACAUAAUUGCCUACAAUAAUUAAAACUUACAGAAAUUUUUAAUUUUUCAUUUUCCCCUUAGGCAUAGUCUUUUUCGCCCCAGGCAGAUCAUUCUGAGUGUGCGAGUGUGUGUGCACGUUACAAAGACAAUUACCAUGUUAAUAAAAUAUUCAAUUUGAAACCCUUUUCGGUAUUUGAAUUGCUUUUGAAUAAUGUUUUCUAUCUGGAUGUAAUUGUUGCAUUAGCUUUUUAACUUUACCAAGUAAUUGAAUACAUUUUAUUACUUGGACUUUUCUAAACUCUUUCCCUAUUCACUACUUUAAAUGAGGCAUUUACAAACAACAUUCAAGUUUGUAUUAAAGGAAAGAAUUAGUUUGACCCCUUCAUUUGAUGGUAAUGCAUACAUACAAUCAAAUACCUUUAUGUAACUGUGACACUGCUUUAUUAGGUCUGUCAGUUAUUUUCUGCCAAUAUAUAUUUUGACAUGAUUUCUUAAUUACAGUAAGUUGUUUUUAAAGAACAGCAUACUGUAGUUUUUGUACAUAAAGCAUAAUGAAAUUGUACCCCUACAGAAAAUUCCAUUAAUUUGUUAAAUGAGUGGAAUUAACAAUAAAGAAAGCAUGUUGAGACCUGGCAAAAAUGCCUCCUUCAGAAUUUAUAAGAGCUGCAUGCAUCUAGUAUGAAAACUGUAUCAACUGCAAGUGCCAGUUCUACAGAUUACUCAGUUUACUACUUGUAUCACUGAUUUUAAAGGUUGGAUUCCUUGCUGGUUAAAGUUAAAUCUCAUCCAGCCACUAAAUGAAUUUAGAGCCAUCAGAAUCUGCACAAAUUAAAGUUAACAGUGAUAAGUAGACUCAAGCACAGUGUACGUUUUUCUCAACUAUUUGAAAUUGACUGUUUUCUUAAAAAGCUGAAAUUUGUUAAACUGAUUUGGAUGAACCACAAUGCAGCAUUAUGGUGAUUUUUAGAUUAAAGGAUAACUUUGAAAUUUUUAAUGACAAUAAAUGGGAAAUGGAAGAGGCAAUUUCUGGGUUUAUUGAAAGCCUCUCUUGAUUUUGAUUUUGAGGGUUGCCAUUUAUCAAAGACUUGGCUUUUAGAUUGUGAUUUACCUCUAAAUCAGAUACUUUGUAAUUAUAUAUUUAAUGACAUGUCCCUUCCCUGUAAUCUUUCUCCUCAAAAAAGAAAAGCUUAGUCAAACUAUUUCCAGUCACAAAACCUGAAACUUAAUUUAACCCUGUUUUCUUAACUGUAGAAUUCCCAUUCAUUUCAUUCAGAACGAGGCUACGUCUAUGGACAAAAGCAAAGUUACUGUCCUGCAGCUUCCUAUAACUGCACUCAUGGCCAUUAAAUUGCAUGAAAUUUGAAUUUUAUUUUGCAAAUCUCUGGGCUUUUAUUUUUCUGGGAAAUGUGGGAGCUUUAAUCAGUACAUAACUCUUCGUACUUCCAAGUUAAUAACAAAAUAUUAGCAAUUGCUUGGAUUUUAAUGAAUCUUUAAAGCUCAAGUCAUUGAAAUUAUUUCCAAAGAUCGAUUUCCAUUUUUAAAUUCAACAUUUUUAAAAACCAGUUAUGUUUGCUAUGAAAAUAUUUACACUUUUAGAAUAUUAUGUGCAUGUUGCCAACACAGUAAAAGGGCAUGGAUAUCAACUGUGAAGGGCCUUCCUCUAAAAAAUAAAUGGUAAACAUAAAUGCAAUUGUGAAAGAAAACUUUCAUUGAUUCUUGCACAUUUGUGCAAAUAAUUAGAUUAUUUAAAAGAAACCUCACUGUUAAAUUAACCAACCCCAUAUGCUUUAUGGGCUUUGAAGUUUUUUGGAGAAGUAUUCUCACAUAAAAUUGCUGCGUUUUAAACUAAUUACACUGGCUUUUUACUUGGGUGAGGAAAUAAAUCUCUGAAAUGAACUGGCAGUGUAUGGAGAUGCUGGACCUUUAAAAAGCAAUACAGAUUCCUAUGCUGUCAUUUUUGUCUUCUGCAAGUACAAGUGUGUUUAUGUAGCUGACAAUGCGAAAACAGGGUAAUUGGCUACAGAUUUAGGAUAUUACAGACCUAAAGAUUUUUCUCUCUAUCUUUAGCACAGAUAUGUUAGAAUCACAAUUUUCUUUGCAUCUUUUUACUUUAAUGAUGUUCUUUAUACAACUUUCAUGCUUGGUUAUUUAUAGGUUUUUUAAUUCAUGAACGAAUUUAAGAUCAUUGAAAUAAACGUCUAGGUAAUUGCCAUUUUAAACCCUUAUUUAAAGGGGAGGGAAAUAUAGUACCUACUCCUUGUUUUUAUUUGCAAAAAGGACUUACUGGGAAACUGGAUAAAAUCAAACCAGAAGAAUUGGACUGAGCAUGUACUGCCAUGAACUUACAUAAUAGUAAAGUUCUUGAAUAAUUAAGCCCAUGUAUAUUUCUUUGUUUUAAAUUGAAAGUCUUGAAAUAUGUGAUAGUUGAAUGUAAAAACUUUGUAAAUUGUAAGAGUACAGGUUGUUCACUUGUAACAAGGUAAUUCAUGCUUGUCUGCUAGUUACAUAAAUUUAAGAAAUGAUUUACAAUAUGGGAUGGACUUUGAACAUGAUGCCAUUGAACAGUUACCAGCAUCCUCUCAGCUGAAAUGCUGCAGAUAUUUUGGGUCAUACUUUCAACCAGGUGCAGAUUUGCAACCCAAGAAAAAGGUGAACCUAUCUCCAGUCAAAAACUGCUUCCAUUGAUGAACUUUUGAAAAAAAUCAUCUAAGUCUCUGGCAAUCUUCAGGAACACUAGUUAUGACUAAUUGCUCCGUGAUCUUUGAUGACUCUUCCACAUGACAGUACUCGAGCACCUUUCCUCACUGGCAUGGACCUCAUGGAUUGCUGCUUCACAGAUGACUGCUUCAUUGCUUUGGGUCGGGAUUUAAGGUAGUCAGGGACAAAUACAGUUUUACUACAGCUCUUAAUUAACAUCAGGCAACUUUCAACCUUUAAACCCUUUGUGAAAAUUCUGGUUCCAGCACUAUAGCUCUGAUUGUAGGUUAAGUGUUAUAUUCAGUGUUGGCCUACCUUAUCAGAAUAAACUGUGCCAUUAAUCCUCUCACAGACAUGUAAGGUAGAUGGCAAUAGGAUUUAGGGGACGAUUUUCUGUCUCCAAAUCAUAUGGCUUUUAUUACCUCCAGCAAAUUUCAUAGCGAUUCUAGCAGAUGCCAUCUAAUAUUCAUGAUCUUGUUAAAUAAAUGUAAUUACAUAGCACAACUCAAGACUAGAUUUAAAUUUAGCAAUCAGUCGGUUAUAUUAGAUUUCAUAGGAAUAGGAAAUGUUUUUACUUUGCUGUAGUUCAGUGGAUUCCACUUGAACCAAUUUACUUCCAGAAUUCAGAUAGGGUAGAUUUGGUUCAUGAAGCUUGUAAUGGUUUUGGCUCUAGGAUAUUUUUGAUUUGCAAUAUCCUAGAACUUAUUAAGUCUCCCCUUCAGUAAAUACACUUUCCAAACCCGUAAUCCUUUGCUUCCUUCAAACAGUAAUAUGCUAGCCAAGUUGUUUAUUAAGGAAUGUUAUAAGGGCCCUGGAGGUGCAGGAAUGGAGAUUAAAACCUUUAUGUUCUCCAAUAUAAGGAAAAAGCAGAUAGGCACCAUGUCUGACUAGGCAGAAACUUACACAGGAUUUCUUAAGCAACCCUUGGAAUAAUUGUCUUUUCUGUCUGUCACACGUGCCACUGCCAUUUACAAUUGAACGUGGAAACCUCAGGUUUGUGGGCAGCAAAGGUGAAAUGACAUUUUGUGCUUCCUGAGGUUCCCCCUCAGCCAGGCACAUGAGCUUAAUGCUUCAGAUGUCAGCCUAAGUCCCUGCUACCUCCUUUCCUGCUGCCCGGGAGAGUAUCUGUGCUGGAGCUCCUGCAUUCCUCAGGUGAUCAUCCACAUGAAUUAGGUAAAACUGAGGUCUGCUCCUGGAAGGUCUGCAUUUUAUGGGCUCACAUUGGGCUCUCAGAAAUUGACACACCUUGGUUAGUUUCUCCUUUUUGUUCUAAAGGAAAUGUGGAUCUCUCAGGCCAGGACCUAGUGACUAGUUUUCACUAGACAGAAGGUUAAUACCUAGCUCACACAGGCAGAAUUAAAGGGAACUGAUUAGGUUUGCUGAGGUAUUUUUUAACCUAAUUCCAAAGCAUGGCAGGAUGCGUUAGGUAGGAAUUACGGGAAUCCAAGGGAAAGAAAUCUUUUUCUUAUGAUUUGUAGCUACCUACUGUGCCUGACUUGGUGCCUGUGUGAGGAUUAAGCCCUUGGUCUGAUCUUGGAAUUAUUCAAAUGACUGAAGUUUAAAAAAUAUUUGCUUUUGUAAUAAUAAAAAUUGUCAACUACC
Messenger RNA from Hipposideros armiger (great roundleaf bat), 6730 nucleotides. It is a transcript of the gene GSPT1, whose product is annotated as G1 to S phase transition 1. The coding region runs from base 259 to 2184 and encodes 641 amino acids. Gene Ontology annotation, molecular function: GTP binding; GTPase activity. The record is from RefSeq and is a predicted model, not a curated record. NCBI's taxonomy places the organism in Eukaryota, Metazoa, Chordata, Mammalia, Chiroptera, Hipposideridae. The transcript has 15 exons.